AGCAAGGAUGAAUUGGGGACUGCAGCUCUUCCUGGAAGAGAGGAUAGCUUUCUCAGUGGCAUUGAGACAAGCAUAAAGUAUGCAAAGGCCCUCAACUGCUCCAGGAUUCAUAUCAUGGCAGGGAAGGCACCCAGGACAUUUUAUGAUGCAGCCAUGAAUGACUGCUACCUGGAGAAUCUCAAGGCUGCUACAAACCGCUUCUCAGAAGAGAACAUCACUGGCCUCAUUGAGCCAAUCAAUCAAGCCAGUGUCCCAUACUAUUUCCUUCAUGAAUUUGAGACAGGUAAGUGGGUCAUCUGA
This is a messenger RNA of Darwinula stevensoni, 300 nucleotides long. The record is from the annotation of a GenBank genome assembly. NCBI's taxonomy places the organism in Eukaryota, Metazoa, Arthropoda, Ostracoda, Podocopida, Darwinulidae.